UGCGCUGCGCUACAGUACAGACAGGCAGCACACUUGGCGAAAUUUGGGUUGUCAAGCACAACAUGUCUGCGAGAAGCCGAAAUGCUCGGUCGACAACGGCAGAUAUACUGAACAAGAAGAUUCCCGAAAACCCGAGGUACAAAGAUGUCAAAUCAACAUUGGACACAGGUGCUAGCAUGUCCAAAUAUAUGGCCAAGAUUGAGGAGAUCAGGAAGAAUUACAGGUACAAGAAGGAUGAGAUUUUCAAGCGGAUGAAAGUGACAACAUUUGUACAGUUGGUAUUACAAGUUCAGGCCUACCAGAAACAAGAAGAGGAGGAUCGAUAUCUUGAGUCUCAAGCAUCGGACAGGGAAUUGGUCCAAUUGAAGGAGGGGCAGAAUGGAGGGGGUGGGGAUGGCAGUAGUCCAGUCCCUUCAAUAGCACUGACGGAAGGAGACUUUGGAGAAGACGCUGAGGUAUCUACAUCUCGCUCAACAUUACAGAGUGUGAUCAAAGGUAUCGGAGAAAUUGACAUGGAAAACAACUCCAUUCCAGCUACGCCGGCUGUUCCUAUUCCAGAGGAGGCUGAUUGCCCUUACUUGCUUCUAGAUCUGAGAGACUCGGAUGCAUAUGAACAGUGCCACUUUAUAACCGCAAAGAAUUAUCCAACUGCAAUGUUGUCAAGAACCCUCAACAAUUUCACCAAAGACAUACUUGCUUAUAAGAACAAGCCAGGCAAGAUCAUUGUCCUAUAUGAUGAAGAUGAGAGGAUUGGUCCAAAUGCAGCAACCACAUUCGUUGAGAGGGAUUUCAACAAUACUUUCCUUCUGUCUGGAGGUUUGAAAUUGGCUGCUCAGAAGUUCCCCACAGGUUUGAUAACAGGGACACUACCAGCCUCAUGUAGGCCUCCCCCUCCAGCACAGAUUGGUAAAAAGAAACCCAAGGAGCGUGCUCCAGAGCCGAUCCGUCCAGCAGACCAGACUCAGUUUACUGAUGAUGAUCUGGACAAGCUUCUAAGCCAUAUAGAAACCUGCCUGGCUCCAAGUGACACUGGAAGUCGUUUGAGUCGUCAAACUCCAAGAGCUCAAAGCUCCUCCUCCACAGUCAGUACAGCAGGAUCGGGCACAGCUUCAUCCAGGAUACACUCCAGCCACUGGAAAUAGAAUGACUUCCCUUUCUGGAAAUGGAAUGGCAAGGUUUAAAGUUGGUUUUAAAACUCAUUACAAACAAAAGCCUUGGAGGCAUAGACUUGAAAACUGUAACAAUUAAGGAAUUUGUGGGAGAACGGUUCUUAAUGCUGCAUUGCAAAGAAAAUGUUAAAUGUGGGCCUGAAUAUUAAAGUUUGUAAGCCAAUGUUGGGUAUGAAAAAAAUGGAAUCAUUUCUAAAUACUAAAAAAUGUGUGUUUGUAAAAUUGUGUAUAAAAAUGAUUGAUGUGCAGGUGUGAAAUCUUAAAGACACGUUAACAUACCAUGUACAUAAUAUCCAUCUGAGCAGUACUCCAGCACUGAUGUGAUGCAUAUUUGUAGAAAUAUAUUUACUUUGACGUUAAGUGCUGAGAACAUGCCAUCAUUCUGGGUGCAUUGCCCAAAGACCUUUUGAUAACCAGUGGAACUAACUAAACCAAAGUUUUCCAGCACAAACCACAUGACUGUAAAUGACUAUAUUUUUAUCACUCGCAUGUCAAUGCUUGUGACAUGAAGAUGAGCCUUAAUAAAACGCCUCUUUCUUAUGCAAUUUUUGGCAAACUCUGUUGCCAACCAUAGCUUGAAUGUAUGCCCUCAUGGCAGCCCAAACAGAAUGGCGCUCACUGUAUACAAACGCUGGUUGGCAGAAAAAUGACCUGUGAACAUAUUACAAAGCAGUGUACGUGUUGAACUUGUCCCAUGUUUAAAGUCCUAAUUUUGUUAGUAAACGUGCUUAAGGGUAGGAAACUUGUAUUGUAUUUGUUCAAAUGUGCUCAUUUUAAAAGGAUUUCAAAGUGCUAUUUGAUUUCACAUUAUGAUGUCUUUAGUGUUGUUACACUAUAUAAUGUACCGUAGCAAAUACAUUGUUAUAUCGUG
Molecule: messenger RNA, 2040 nt
Organism: Patiria miniata (bat star)
Lineage: Eukaryota; Metazoa; Echinodermata; Asteroidea; Valvatida; Asterinidae
Gene: cep41
Product: centrosomal protein of 41 kDa B-like
Exons: 12
Coding region: 63-1142 (359 amino acids)
Biological process (GO): cilium assembly; protein polyglutamylation
Cellular component (GO): ciliary basal body
Source: RefSeq, a predicted model, not a curated record